Molecule: messenger RNA, 1373 nt
Organism: Cataglyphis hispanica
Lineage: Eukaryota; Metazoa; Arthropoda; Insecta; Hymenoptera; Formicidae
Gene: Cdk5alpha
Product: cyclin-dependent kinase 5 activator 1
Exons: 4
Coding region: 255-1331 (358 amino acids)
Biological process (GO): activation of protein kinase activity; positive regulation of cyclin-dependent protein serine/threonine kinase activity
Cellular component (GO): protein kinase 5 complex; cytoplasm
Molecular function (GO): protein kinase binding; cyclin-dependent protein serine/threonine kinase activator activity
Source: RefSeq, a predicted model, not a curated record
GACACAAUCCAGGCCACAAUCCUGGUCAGAAUCCCACUGGCCAGCCGACACAGAAUCCCGGUCAACCGGUCAGUCCGGGACGAGAGGCCCAGAAUCCUCAGCCGGGUCAGAACGUGAAUCGUCAGCCGCAGAAUCCGACUCAGCCGGCACAGAGCGGAAGAGAACAACCGACAAGUCAACAGCCGCAGCAACAGCCGCAGCAGCAACAGCAGCCACCGCAGCAGCAACAACAUCCAGAGCAACGUACCACAAGCAUGGGGACCGUAUUAUCGUUCAGUCCGCGGGACCGUCGCGGGUCCGUUUACCCGCCGGCGGGUCACCCCGCCGAUUUUACGCUGAACAACUUCAAUUACGAGCAAUUGAACAACGCGAAGAAUCGCGAGAACAAGAGCAGCGUUGCUACGGUAGCGCCGGCGCCGCCCACGAAUCAUCCACCAACCAACAACAACUCGUUGCAAAACAAUAACAUUAAUCUGAACAACAACGACAACGCGAGAAUCAUCUCGGAGAAGAACGCGCUGGAGAAGAAUCUCAAGAAGCACUCGCUAUUCAUAAACGCACUGUCGUGGAAACGGUUCAGCACGACCAACAACAACAAGAAGAAGCUCGACAAUAAGAACAAGAACAUCGCCUUCAGGCAACCACUCGAUAACAUACCUAUCGUUGAUAAGAAUAAAAAUAUACAGACGCCACAGACAAAACCACCGGCGUCAAACAACAAUCACACCACGCACAAUCCGACGUGUGAGAAAUUGGUGCAGAAACCCCUGCCCCCUGGUCCAAGGAAAACCGUCAUCCAGGCCUCCACCUCGGAAUUGCUCAAGUGCCUCGGCGUCUUCCUGCACAAGAAAUGCACCCGCUUAAGAGACUUCCAAGCCGGCGAUGCUGUCAUGUGGCUUAGGACUGUUGACAGAAAUCUCCUGCUUCAAGGCUGGCAGGAUGUGCCCUUUAUAAACCCUGCCAAUGUAGUGUUCGUAUACAUGUUGGUGAAAGAGCUCGUCGACGGAGAGGAGGCAUCCGAGAAGGAACUCCAAGCGACGGUGUUGACGUGUCUUUAUCUGAGCUACAGUUACAUGGGCAACGAGAUCAGUUAUCCGCUAAAACCAUUCCUCGUCGAGGAUAGCAAAGAUAAAUUCUGGGACCGAUGUCUCUUAAUCGUCAACCGACUUAGCUCCGAAAUGCUGCGAAUUAACAGCGAGCCCGGAUUCUUCACAGAGAUCUUCAGCGAACUGAAGGCCUGCGGUUCCAGCGAACGCGGAAGUCUGACUGGCAGCGGCCUCGAACGAAGCCUCGUCGUCUCCGGAGUCGCGGUACCCACCAAGGCAGCUUGACGGAGCUACACACACCUGCUGGUCCGCAUCGCCAGGCACGGC